AUGUCUUCAUAGGUUACUUUCAAAAGUAAAAUUAACUUUGAAAAAUUAACUUUAUUUAAUUGAAUUAUUCGAAUUUUUUAACCAAAAAAAACUUACAAAAUUUAGUAAAAUUAAGAAAGAAUUUUAUAUUAUAAUAAUGAGUGUUACCGUUUCUUACGUACUGUUUGCUUAUUUCUAAAAUAAGGUUACGUGAUACUUUAUAAAUAUAAUCAUAUUCUUGUAUAGUUCGAAACAAAUGUGGAUUUUCAUUUAUAAUUAAUUUUAUUGUAUAUAGAAGAUGUAUUAAAGAAAAAAAAAUCUGUUCAUCAUAGUUCAAUAUAAUUUUAAGCAUUUAAUAAAAUGAAACCAUCGAUUUUCGUUGAAAAUGAGUCAGUGCUACUCGUAGGAGAAGGAAAUUUUUCAUUUUCCGUAGCGUUAUAUCAACUUAACCUUAAAAUAAACUUAAUAGCUACGUGCUAUGAAUCUGAUAUUUCUGACGAAGCUGGAAAGAAAAACAUAGAAUAUCUUAAAAGACAUGGCAUACGUGUAUUGCUGGGAAUAGAUGCAACAAAAUUAAUGGAAAAUACUAUAUUAAAAAAGGAAUCCUUUGAUAAAAUUAUUUUUAAUUUUCCUCAUGUUGGUGGUAAAAUGAGAAUAGAAAAAAAUCGAGAAUUAUUAAGACAAUUUUUCAUAGAAAUUGAAAAAUUAAAUAAUCCUAAUGUAGAAGUAUUGAUAACUCUUUGUAAUGGUCAAGGUGGAACACCUAUGGAUGAGCCUAAAAGAAAUUGGAAUGAUUCAUGGAAAGUUACAGAAAUGGCAGCUCAUGGAAAUUUUAUAUUAACUAAGAUAGAUCCAUUUCUAUGGUCGUAUUUUCCAAUCUAUGUAGUUACGGGGUAUCGUAGUUUACAAAAACAAUUUCAUACUACGAAUGCAUUGACUCAUUUUUUCAAAAGAUCAGAGCCACCCAAUUAUAAAAACAUAUCUCCAACAAAUAAAAUUAAUAUUGUUACAUGCGAUAUAAAUAAUUUUUUAAGAAAAGAUGUAUUUCAUAUGUCAAAGAAAUUAUCGAAUUUAAAAAUUUGGUGCAUAUAUCCACCAGCGAACACUUAUCAUUGUGAUAAUAAAUAUAUUCCAAAUGCUAUACGUAGUAAAAAACCCAAAACAUUAGGCAAUACAUCACAAUAUUUUGUGGAUAUAAAACAGGUAAGAGUCAUUGGUGGAAAAGGUGGUGAUGGAAAUAUAUCGUUUCUACAAUUAUGGAAAAAUGAUCGUGCAGGACCUGAUGGAGGAGAUGGUGGACAUGGUGGGCAUGUGAUUUUUCAGGUUUCAAAUAAUGUUAAAGAUUUUAAACAUAUUAAAAGUGUCUUAAAAGCAGAACAUGGAGAAAACGGUUCUUGUAAAAACUGUUUUGGUAAAAAUGCUAGUCAUAAUAUUGUACCCGUUCCUUCUGGAACUAUAAUACGUAAUAUUAAAGGAACAAUAUUAGCUGAUUUGGAUCAAGAUAAUUCGAUGUUUAUUGCUGCACGAGGUGGUGCAGGUGGUCAUGGAAAUACUUUUUUUACGUCUGACAUUCAACAAUCUCCAAAAAUUUCUGAAUAUGGAGCAAAUGGUGAAGAUUUGCAAUAUGUACUGGAAGUAAGAAGUAUGGCUCAUAUUGGACUUAUUGGUCUUCCAAAUGCUGGUAAAAGUACACUUUUAAGAGCUAUAUCUAGAGCUAGACCAAAAGUAGCAUCUUAUCCAUUUACAACUUUAAAACCUCAUGUGGGUACAAUAUCAUAUGAUGAUUAUGAACAAAUUAGAGUGGCAGAUUUACCUGGACUCAUAGCUGACUCUCAUAAGAAUAAAGGUCUUGGUAUAACAUUUCUUAAACAUGCGGAACGUUGUGCUAUUCUAUUAUUUGUUAUAGAUCUUUCUCUUGAUGAACCUUGGCAAGCAUUAGAAAUAUUAAGUUAUGAAAUCAAUCAAUUCAACAAAAAUUUAAACAAUAGAUCUUUUAUUGUUGUCGCUAAUAAGAUGGAUUUACCUAAAGCUAAGGAAAAUUUACAAUUGUUAAAGGAAAAAAUUGAUAUGCCUAUUAUACCUAUAUCUGCAAAAGUAGGUAUUAAUAUAUCUACUUUAUUGAAACAAAUUAGGAUAUUAUAUGAUGAAUUAAAAAAAGAAAACGACAAAUCAAUGAAUAAAAAUGAAAUAUUUAUAUAAUUUAAA
Messenger RNA from Vespa mandarinia (Asian giant hornet), 2184 nucleotides. Its product is annotated as mitochondrial ribosome-associated GTPase 2. Gene Ontology annotation, cellular component: cytoplasm; mitochondrion. NCBI's taxonomy places the organism in Eukaryota, Metazoa, Arthropoda, Insecta, Hymenoptera, Vespidae. Gene Ontology annotation, molecular function: magnesium ion binding; GTPase activity; rRNA (uridine-N3-)-methyltransferase activity. The record is from RefSeq and is a predicted model, not a curated record. Gene Ontology annotation, biological process: rRNA base methylation.